AUGCCCACCGGCAGAGCGGCACAGCGGCGGCAGCGACGCUCCCGCACUCCUCCUCACGGGAAGACAAGGCCGGCGGUAAUCCUAUCAGGAAUCGUAGGCUUAACAACAUGGAAGAGACCAGUGAUACUUCUGGUUAACCUGUUUGUUCUGCUGUCUGUUGUCUGUGUUCUUCUGAACCUGGCUGGAUUUAUACUAGGAUGCCAAGGUGCCCAGUUUGUGUCCAGUGUACCCAGAUGUGAUUUGUUGGACACAGGUGAAAACAAGAUUUGUUUCUGCUGUGAAGAAUUUCAUCCAACAAAAUGCACAGAAAAGGAUAAUGCACUGAAACUAUACCCAAUGAAGUCAUGCAGUGCUGUUCAUCUUCUUCUUAAGAAAGUUCUCUUUGCACUCUGUGCCCUGAAUGCACUCACCACCACCGUUUGCUUGGUAGCAGCUGCUCUUCGUUAUUUGCAGAUAUUUGCAACUAGAAGAACCUGUGCAGAUGAAUCUCAUGUUUCCAUGGAAGAAACUGAAGAACAAGGUCACAUUUCAGAUCCUGAAGAUUUCAUACCACCUGUGCCACCUCCUUCAUACUUUGCAACAUUUUAUUCUUGUACUCCCAGAAUGACUCACAGGAUGCUUGGAUCUGACGUGAUUCCAUUACCACAUAUUUAUGGAGCUAGAAUUAAAGGAAUUGAAGUGUUCUGCCCCCUGGAUCCACCUCCUCCUUAUGAGGCUGUGGCGAGCCAGAACAGCUGUGAGCAGGAAGACGCACUACAAGUAGCUGUGGUAGAAGUUGCUAUUGAUUCUGUGAACACAAGUGAUAGGCAGGCCCCUCAAGCCGCCAUCACACGCGAAGAAAUUCCUAAGUCUUCCAGCAGAGUGAGCCUUUCACCUUCAAAUGAACACACAAUGCCUGCAGCCAGGAGAGCCUUCCAUCCCCUGCGGAAGCGAUGCAAAAGUGACCCUGUCCUGCACUGCUUAAUGCCUCAAGGUCCAGUGCUAAGCUGUGAGGCUGCAACUCAGACUGAAUUAAAACCAGGCCUUGACAYGGUCACUUUGCGGAGGGGUUUGAGAGCCAGGGCGCCAAGGGCAAGACCCCGCUCUCUGAUAGACUAUAGGUCCUACAUGGACACCAAGGUGCUUGUGGCUCGCUUCCUGGGGCAGGCCUCGUGCAGCGUGACCCCCGACGUGCACGAGCUGCUGGAGAGCAUCAAGGCCGUGCUGAAAUCGGACGAAGAGCACAUGGCAGAAGCCAUCACCAGUGCCACCUUUCUUGAGCAGGUGAUGACCCCUGCCCAGCGAGCAGUGCCAUGGAGGGCCCAUAUGCUGCCUUUCAGACACCAGCCUGGGUUGCUGCACCUGGAGAGCUGUGGUGACCUGAGCACUUUUACACCAGCUGAAAGUCACGUAGCAGAGAGAAGGGUCCAGGGUCUCGAACAGGAGCGGCCGCACAGUCUUAUUGGAGUUGUAAGGGAAACUGUGCUGUGAGUUGAUUUCUGUUUCACCGUAGAGCAUUAG
This is a messenger RNA of Nothoprocta perdicaria, 1500 nucleotides long. It is a transcript of the gene ENTREP1, whose product is annotated as family with sequence similarity 189 member A2. The coding region runs from base 1 to 1470 and encodes 489 amino acids. Lineage: Eukaryota; Metazoa; Chordata; Aves; Tinamiformes; Tinamidae. The transcript is spliced from 12 exons. Gene Ontology annotation, cellular component: membrane. The record is from RefSeq and is a predicted model, not a curated record.